Messenger RNA from Lolium perenne, 1863 nucleotides. Its product is annotated as putative F-box/LRR-repeat protein At3g59170. Gene Ontology annotation, molecular function: protein binding. NCBI's taxonomy places the organism in Eukaryota, Viridiplantae, Streptophyta, Magnoliopsida, Poales, Poaceae. The record is from RefSeq and is a predicted model, not a curated record.
CAACCCUAGCUCCAUCUCUUCGCCGCACCACCGUCAUGCCAUUGUAGCCCCAAAUCAGAGCGACGCUAACCCCCCAAAUCCGGCGUCCCCGGCUCAAAUCCCCGCCUCUCCGGCCGCCGGUCGCCGGAUAUGAAGGAGAAGAAGGCGGCGACGGCCGCGGCACCUGCGGCUGCCAAGAAGAGAUCGGGGGCUGCGGCGUCACCCGCAUCCAAGAAGCGCGAAUCCGGUGGAGCGGGCAGAGGCAGGCCGCGUAAGCGGGCACGCGAUGACGGCGACGGCGACGGCGAUCCACCCAGCCACGGCGAUCUCAUCAGCAAACUUCCCGACGACAUCCUGGGCACCAUCAUCUCGCUCCUGCCCACCAAGGAUGGCGCCCGCACGCAGGCCCUCGCCCGCCGGUGGCGUCCUCUGUGGUGCUCCGCGCCUCUUAACCUCCACGCCGACUACCACCUCUGCUCCAACGAGUUCAAGCGACUCUCGGUGGUCUCUAAAAUACUCUCCGACCACCAAGGCCCUGCCCGCCGUUUUUACUUCUGCUCCAUUCGCCUUCACAAAGACAAAAAAAGGUUCGCACAAGAAGCCGCUCAGGUCGAGAGUUGGUUCCACUCACGGGCCCUUGACGGCCUUCAGGAUCUCCACAUCCGCUUCGACCUCCUGGACCGUAGACAUCAGCCUGAGAAGCGUUACCCGCUGCCACCAUCGGUGCUUCGACUUUCAUCAACCCUUGUCGUGGCCACAAUCAGCUUCUGUGAAUUCCCAAAGGAGAUAGCUCCUUCUGUGAGUUUUCCUUUGCUCAAGCAGCUCAACCUAUGGCGUGUUUCCAUCUCUGAGGAUGUCUUCCGUGGGGUCCUCUCCGGUUGCCAUGUCUUGGAGUCACUAGCUCUAGAAAGCAUGGGUGAUGUGGGUUGCUUCCGUAUCAGCUCACCAACUCUUCGGAGUGUGCGCCUCAGUGCUUGUUUUCCAAACAAAGGAGAAUUGAUCAUCGAGGAUGCCCCUAGCCUUGAAAAACUGAUACUAUCUUGUUCAACCAAUGUUGGGGAUAAUAUCCGUGUAAUUAGGGCACCUAAACUGGAAAUAUUGGGCUAUUUGUCACCCUGCAUUUCUGAAAUCCUGAUUGCAAACCUACUCUUCAAGAGUUUAACCCCAGCCAGCUUGAAGAACACGAUAAGCACUGUCAAGGUUUUGGCUCUCGAGUUUUCCAUCCCUGAUUUGGAUGCUGUUAUUGAUGUCUUAAGAUGCUUCCCGUGCUUGGAAAAGCUCUAUGUCAUUGUGAGUACUCAUCUUUGCUUUCUUUGUGAAGUUUAUAGUUGAUCCUUACGCAAAAAAAUUUGUUUGUUCUAGUAUGUAGGAUUAACGUUUCUUCUUUCCUUUUUCAGUAUAUAAGACAUACUUAAAUAUACCUCUGAAAGAAAAUGUGCAUCAGUAUGACCCAAUAGAUCCAGUCAAAUGCCUUGAGACCCAUCUAAAAGAACUGGUGUUGAAGAAUUAUGAGGCCAGUAAGCAAGAUGUUUUCUUUGUGCAGUUCUUUGUUUUGAACGCAAAAGUGCUAAAGAAAAUCAAAUUUGGAGUUAGUAAGAAGCUCGGCAAGAAAUGGAUGGCUGAUCAGUACAGGCUGCUAGAAGUGGGAGCUAGAGCUUCUCCAGAUGCACAAUUGGAAUUCUUAUGUAGGGCUGAUGUGAAUCCCUUCACCUGAUCUUUGUUUAAAUGGGGUGGAUGCUCUUUCAGAAGACCUAAUAAUUAGAGUACUCGUUGUUAUUAUGAACUAUACCAAUAAGGAGUAUCUCCGUAAUUUCCAUUUCAGUUUAUGAAACAUUAUUCAGCGGUUAAAUGUUAAUUUCAAGAAUUACAAUUCUGUUUGAAUCA